Messenger RNA from Bolinopsis microptera, 1444 nucleotides. RefSeq lists its product as uncharacterized. The coding region runs from base 29 to 1279 and encodes 416 amino acids. The transcript has a single exon. The record is from RefSeq and is a predicted model, not a curated record. Lineage: Eukaryota; Metazoa; Ctenophora; Tentaculata; Lobata; Bolinopsidae.
AAAGUAAGAAGUUGAGAAAUGAAGUGAGAUGCCGAAAGUAGGACACACAUCACUCUUCGACUACAAGAACCGGAUAACGGACCUAGAAAGUGAAGUGAAUACUCUGAAGCGGCGUCUAGAUGAGCUACGGCGUGCUAAAGUGCAGGCGUUUUACAAGCAGAGACGUUCCUCUAAAUCAGACAUCCCAGAAGUGGAGCAGGUUCCCUGUAUGGGCGUACUGGAACAGAGGAUUACUCGACUACAGAACGAGUUGGAGUUAGCGGAGCUCAAAUACGUGAGGGACACUAAGGAGCUGAAGGAGACGAUAGAGCGGUUACAAGAGGAAAUGAACUCUGUGAAGGAGAACCACCAAGAGAUGUUAAACAAAAUGAACGACAAACACUUGUACGAGAUGGCGAAGUUAAAGCGGGGCCAUACGGAGGAGUUGGCACUGUACUCAGAGAAAAUAGAGCUGGAGAAAGAAGCUAGGGUGGGGGCGGAGAAGGAGCUGGUGGAGUAUAAGUGUAGGAUGAGGAGUGUCACUCUGCAGCUGCCUGAUGUAGAGGUGCUCAAGAGUGAGCUGACUCGGCUCCAGGACGCUUACUACUCCCUCAAGCUGCAACAUGAGAGUGAGGUUAGCAAGUUGGAGGAGAGAAUAGCAGUGCUCAUGUCUGACAUUGCUGCUCACGGUGAGAAAUCUAAACGAAGGUUUCAGCUUAUCCCAGAUAGGACUUACAUCGUUAAGAAAACUACGCCAACCGCUUCAUCAACCAGUAUUGGGUCUGCAUUAGAAAAAAACUCUCAAGCUGAAAACAACUCUAAUAAAUCUGCAGCUCGACCAAAAUCAGCCCUGAAAAAAUCAGAGGCAGACACCACAGAUAUAUCAGUUGUUAUGACGACCAUAAAACCAGUUACAAACACUGCCAGGCCCACUAUUUCAAAUUUUCAGGCCUACAACACUCGGGUAGAAACGAUUGACAGGCCCAAGAGCACAACAACCAUUAGACCCAAAUCUAGCUUGAUUCGGAAGACUCAUCAGCCAGUCCCGCCAGAUAAGAUAACCCGGCCCAAGUCUUGUUGGAGUGAUCAGCGGGGCUCAUCUAGCACUGAAAAGCGUGUCACAAGUUCUACUGUGUCAGGGAGGUUUGGAAAUGUCAGCAGUAAAAUAGACACGGGUCGGGGGGAGCCCCACUUACUGCCUAGGGAGUCCAAACACAGACCGUCUAGGAACGGUUCUCCCUGGCAAACGGUUAAUGUGAGGACUACUCGCAGUUAUGUAGCUAGAAGUAGCAAAUUCUAAUGGUACAGUUCACAUUUAAAGUUUCAGAUAUGUUAUUGUUUUCAUAGUUUGAACAUUCCCUGAGUGACAUGAAACGAGAAAAAUUAUCCAAGGAGUUAAUUUUUAAUUGAAUUGUGUUAUCGUUAUAAUUUUUGUAUUUUAUCAAAUACAGUUAAAGGUUCUAAA